UUUGGGCUCAUUUUUGGGAUAUUCUGAGCUUCGGGACUAAACCCUCUUCCUUCGCUUCGUUCCAAUCGGGACCAAAAACCCAGAAGCUGUAAAUUUUUUACCGCCGGAAUCUUUAAUCAUGUCGGCGAUUUUCCGAUCAUCUCACCGGAAGAUUCGAUCUUACAGUAACUUCUUCACUCAUCGAUUAUGCUGCCGCCACAGUUCUCCUUCACGAAGCACAAUCAUCUCAAAAUCGCUCUUCACCAGGCCAUUCGUUUCCGCCGCCAAUCCCAAAUCUCCCUUCGAUGCCAUCGCUCUCAGAGUACUUCGUAACGAGAUUGAGUACCAGUCAAAUUACGCUCCUCCUCAUCAGCCUGCAACGAGAUUCGGUGCAUUUUCGGUUGAAGACCGACCGGGAAUGCAGUGGAUUACAUUGAAAGGGAAAUUUGGAGACACUGAAGAUAUUAAAAUUGAAGCGACGAUGUUUGAUGGCUGUGAAUCGGUUCCCAAACUUGGAGACGAUAGCGAUGGUGAAGAGGACCUUCGUCUUCACAUUAGCGUGCUUGUUGACAUUUCGAAGGGGGAAGGUUCUGAGGAUUUGGAGUUGGUGUGCUCGGCAUGGCCUGAUUCUUUGGAGGUUCAGAAGCUAUAUGUUCUUAAACGAGAUAGGACUCUUGCGAGACCCUACAUGGGGCCUGAUUUUCGGAAAUUGAGUGGCAAAAUCCAGACGAAAUUUCGGGAGUUCUUAGCAGAAAGGGGGAUAGAUAAGGAGCUUUCUAUGUUUUUGCAUGAAUAUAUGAUGAACAAAGACAGAUGUGAACUUAUUCGAUGGCUGGGAACUGUCGAGUCUUUUGUCGAAAGAUGAACCAUACGCUUCAUUGACAACAUCGAACACGGUUGUUACCAUUUUUGAAGGUAUUCAAGAUUAUGUUUUCUUCCUUUUUAUCAUCAUUUGCAAUAGCCAUAGUUCAUGAAUCAUGAUUAGUGUUAAGAUCUAUGCAGUUGUUUUAUUUUUUGGGGAUCAUCUGUUAAUAAAAAGCUGAGGGACCGAGUGAUUACAAACAAGUAGAACUUAGUGCCUUUGGUGAUUACAAAAGGUUCUCUACCUGUUGGCCAAGAACACCCAAAAAAGGGUGGAAAACUUAUAGCUUUAACUGACAAAAAGCCUUGCAAAUUGGUCCUGCUAGAAUCAUUGAAAGAAAUGACUGAACUGUUGUUUCUCUAGAUUACUAUUGGUUAUAUGUUGCAGAACUAUGUGAUCUUUGUUAGCAAUGUUGUUUGACUGUAAUUGCUAGCUGCAAUCAUAUCUUUUGGAAAUACAAAUCAUGUUAUGGAUUUGGGAUCUAAAUUUUUCAUGAA
Messenger RNA from Cucurbita moschata (crookneck pumpkin), 1338 nucleotides. RefSeq lists its product as uncharacterized. NCBI's taxonomy places the organism in Eukaryota, Viridiplantae, Streptophyta, Magnoliopsida, Cucurbitales, Cucurbitaceae. The record is from RefSeq and is a predicted model, not a curated record. Bases 119 to 844 code for a protein of 241 amino acids. The transcript has 3 exons. Gene Ontology annotation, cellular component: mitochondrial matrix.